AUGGCGAGGCCCGUCAUGCAUCCCGGGACGGGCGGGCGAGGCCCACCAAGUGUCCCGGAACGGGCGGGGCUCGCUAUGCGUACCGGGACGCAUGGUGGGCCCCACGUCCCGGGAUGGAUUGGGGCCCAGAAGGCCCCCCUGCCAAACGCCUCCCCUUGGUUAUGGGCGGGGGAGGCGGGCCCUGGCCUACCAAAUGAAAUCCUCCCCCUGGGAACCUGUUGGGUGGGGCCUGCCACGCAUCCUGGGACUGGCGGGAGGGGCUCGCUACGAGUCCCUGACGGGCGGGCUGGGCCCGCCACGCGUCCCGGGACAGGCGGGCGGGGUCCACCAUGCGUUCAGGGAUGGGCAGGCGGGGCCAAACACUCGUCCUGGGAUGGGCGGGUGGGGCCCUCCACUCGUCCCGGGAUGGGCGGGCGAGGUCAGCUAUGUGUCCCAGGACAGGCGGCGAGGCCCCCCACGGGUUGUCCCCUGGGUCGGGUGCUAUGCCCGCCACCGUGUCCCAUGGGACGUGCGGGCGGGUCCACCAGUGGGCGUUUGUUCAAUAUGGCCGGGCGGGUUGGGUCCACCACGCGUCCCGGGACGGGUGGCUGGGGUCUUCCCAGCAUCCCAGGAUGGAUGGGCAAGGCUCUCCACGUGUCCCGUGACGGGCGGUCAAGGCUCCGCACAUGUCACGGGACGGGCGGGCGAGGCCCACCACAUGUCCUGAGAUGGGCGGGCAAGGCCCGUCCCGAGACGGGAUUCCAAGGCCCCUCAUGUGUCCCAGGAGGGGCGGGCGAGGCCCACCAAGUGUCCCGGAGUGGGCGGGCGGGGCCCGCCAUACGUCCUGGGACGGGCGGGCAGAGCCCGCUACACGGCGUUCUAGGAUGGACGGGCGGGGCCUGCCACUCGUCCCUGGACGGGCGGGCGAGGCCGGCCAUGUGUCCCGGGACGGGCGGGUGGCACCCGACACGUGUCCCAGGACGGGCAGGUGAGGCCCGCCAUGUGUCCAGGGAUGGGCGGGCUAGGCCUGCCACUUGUCCUGGGAUGUUAGAUACUUGGGAGCAGGCAAAAAAUUCCACUACCAGAAAAUAG
Molecule: messenger RNA, 1071 nt
Organism: Macrobrachium nipponense
Lineage: Eukaryota; Metazoa; Arthropoda; Malacostraca; Decapoda; Palaemonidae
Product: collagen alpha-1(III) chain-like
Exons: 1
Coding region: 1-1071 (356 amino acids)
Source: RefSeq, a predicted model, not a curated record